AUGUAAUAAGAAAUUCCUUUGAACGUAGCAGAUUAAAUAAUAUAGGAUUAAAUGAAAGAGUUAUAGUAAAAUUUUCAACUUGUCGAAAUUGCGGAAGGAAGUCAAGGAAUUUGUAAAAAGAGUGAAGACCGAGUCUAUAAGUUCUUAAAUUUAAAAAAUAAUAUCUUAACAUUAGAUGUGUUGAGAGGAAUGAAUCAAAAUGAACUUUAUUGUUUGCAAGAAUUGGCUAUCAGCGGUUAUACAUGUGAAGUUUAGAAUGAUAAAUGCGAUAAUUAAUAUAUGUUGUGGAUCACAACAGCAUAUAUGAAUAUGGGCACCCUUGAUAUGGAUUGUCUUUAUUGGGAAAAUUAGCACCCGCACAGAUUAAAUUUAGAGACAAUUACUAUUAUUUGUAAUCGAUUACUCAACAUAUUAAACUAUUUUCAUAAAAAUUGGAUAUUCCAUUUGGAUGUGCAACCUAGCAAUAUCUUAUUUCACGAAGAAUAUUAAUUCUGUUAUUCAAGUGAGAAUAAUGACAUAGAAUUACCAAUUGAGUAAGGGCUCGAACAAUUAAGGUAGAAUUUAGGAAAUAAUCAAUAAACAUCUUAUAUGGAAUAAAAUAUCACUCGUGAUUACACGAAUCUGCAAUGCAUUCUAAAUAUGUAAUUUUAAGACUUAUAACCUAACGGAAGACGUUAGUUAAUCGAAAGGAGGUUUGGAAAUGAACAUAUUGAUCAAUUAGUAUUUUGGAUUAACAGAUGGCUUAAGUUAUAAGGAAUGGUAAAUUUUAAUCCAUAAUGUAUCUAUGUAAAAAAAGGGAUCAAAAUUUGUUUUUGUGAUUUCGGUUACUCUCAAAAAAUUUAAGAAUAGGAGUUAUCAAGACCAGAAUUUGAAGCUGAAUUCUUUAAAACUCCCUACCAAAUUUUAGGGAAAAUUGUAAAUCCAAAUGAGGUUAUACAGGCGUGGAGGAUUGCUAGAUAAUAAGAUCUCUUUUGUUUAGGUAUGACAAUGAUCAAUCUAUUAAUAAAUAAUGGACAUGCCUUAAUUGAGUCCAUUGAAUUUUGUCAAGAGAAAUUAGUUGAAUUUACAAAAUUUCUUUAAGAUACUUACGGUGAAAUUAACCUUCAAAAGGCUUGUACUUGUGAUGUUUAGAAAUUUCUCUUAAAAUUAUAUAGUUGUCUUAAAUGGUUGUAAAAAUACAUGAACAAUAAUCCAACAUAUUAUUUGAUUUAUCGUAUGUUGAGUUUCAGGUUCACAUCAGAUAUUCCCUUAAAUAUUUAAAGAGAUUAAGAUAUACCAUUAAAGACAAUUAGAGAGGUAUAAAAACUCUGUAACGAGAUGAGAGUUCAAACAGGAUUAUGA
Molecule: messenger RNA, 1341 nt
Organism: Paramecium tetraurelia
Lineage: Eukaryota; Ciliophora; Oligohymenophorea; Peniculida; Parameciidae
Exons: 2
Source: RefSeq, a predicted model, not a curated record